Molecule: messenger RNA, 1079 nt
Organism: Chenopodium quinoa (quinoa)
Lineage: Eukaryota; Viridiplantae; Streptophyta; Magnoliopsida; Caryophyllales; Amaranthaceae
Exons: 3
Coding region: 257-763 (168 amino acids)
Source: RefSeq, a predicted model, not a curated record
AUUAUCGUUGACUUUAUUAAUGGAGGAAAAUAAAUCAUGUGCAUCAGUGCCAGAAAAACUUAAGCAUGAAUGAAAGUGUCAAAGCAUUUUAACUCUGUAAGCAUUUAUAAAAUAUUCAAGCAGAUCAGAUGCCAUUGCCAGCAUUUAUAAAGCUGUUAAACUCAUAUCUAUCUUUUCUUGAGAGUAAGAGAUAAACAGAAGGAGAAAUUACAUAUCUGAAGAACUUUUUGGAAGUUGCAAGCUUAAUUACCAAAUCAUGGCUUCAAAGGUUGUUAUAAUUUUGAUUUUGAUCCUGGAUAUCAUCGCUUUUGGGCUUGCUGUCAAUGCUGAAAAGAGACGGAGUACUGCCCAAAUAAUUUCAGACCGAGACUUGAACUAUCAAUACUGUCGGUAUAAUACAGACACUGUUGCAACAGGAUAUGGGCUAGGAGCAUUUUUCUGUCUUUUGGCUAGCCAAGUAGUUCUUAUGGCAGCUAGCCGUUGUUUAUGCUGUGGAAAGGGUCUAAGGCCGGGAGGAUCAAGGGCUUGUGCCACCACUCUUUUCAUCUUCUGCUGGCUGACUUUCAUCGUUGCUGAGGUCUGCUUAUUGGCGGCUUCUGUAAGGAAUGGAUACCAUACAAAAUACAGGGUGUUCAUCGGAGAGAACCCACCAUCAUGUGAGGCUCUAAGGAAAGGAGUCUUUGCAGCUGGAGCUGCUUUCACCUUCUUUACUGCCAUUUUCUCAGAAUUUUGCUACAUCUCCUACUCAAAGGCGAGGGGCUGACCCUCAUCGCUAGCAUAAACAGUGUGUCAUGAUGCCAAGGGAAAAAAACACAACACAACAAAAUGAUUCUUCGGGGUUAUUAACUUGUUACUCAUCUGAUCUCAUAACUUUAUUGACCUUACUAAAAAUCUUGGUUGUAGGAAAUAUGUGCAGGAUUUAUCUUGUAUCUACUUUUUUGUGCUUAGCUUUUUUUUUUUUUUUUUUUUUUUUUGGGGUAAGCUAGAUUCAAUAGCGGCCUAUUUAUGUUAUCGUGUUUAGUGUUAUAAGUUCUUUUGGUACUUAAUAUGUUUAUUGGUAACAAUUUUCUUUGCUGUGA